GUAGUCGAACGAACGGAACGAAAUGAAACGAGCCAACGACAAAGUACAACUAAAAACAGUUGAAGACAGGCGCGGCGCGGUAUCGUGCGUCGUAUGUUUGUGUAAUGUUCGUUUAACAUACGAAAUAUUGUCACGGUUAUUAGAUAAGUAAGAAAAAUAUAUAAAUAUAGAUAUUUGUUAAAAAACGACGCGAAAUAAAUUGCAUUGCAGUGAAGUGGUGUAAGUGUGAGGUGUGACGUUAUUGAAGGUGUAUACGAGUGUGUAUAUGUCGUGGCGUGGAUCGUCGCGCAAUUAUUAACGAUGAUUCACUUGCGAGCGGGUGAAUUGCAGCCUAUCGGACUUGUUGACAUAUGUUCGGAAGAAGUAAACAAAUGAUAUCAGGAAUAGUCCUUAUUAUAAUGGUGGAUUGAUUUUUAAACCGCGGCCGGUACAAAAGUCGCGUACAAGAUGCCGCUGACACAGGAAAAGCGAAUGGACAAUUUUCCCAAUAGCAAUGAUCACAGUUACCUUCACAAGAAGUUCAAGAAAAUGGCAUCGCCAAUAUCGGUGCUUCCUGUGAACUCUAUGAAAAAUGAGGAAAGUGUGCAUAAGGAAUUAGGAUUUUCACAGAUCACAAGCAGCCCAAACCUAAAAAAUGGAACCAUUUCAGCCGCUCAUCCAGAAAUAGAGAAAAUUAAAGAUAAAUACGCGAACAGAGGUAUAGAAACAGAUAAUAUUGUACAAACUAAUUAUAAUGAUGAAAUCUGUAGGUUAAGUGGUGUUAAUAACUAUGUUCAAAUAACUGGUAAGACCAGUUAUAAUGAUGAAUUUUUAAAUAAGACUGAAAACGGUGAAAUCGAUGUAACUAAAGACACUUACAGUGGAGGAACUGGCCGUUACAUCUGUCCGUAUUGUAAAUUACCAUGUGCCAAGCCAUCAGUACUACAAAAACAUAUCAGGGCUCAUACGAAUGAGAGACCGUAUCCAUGUAUACCCUGUGGCUUUGCCUUUAAAACUAAAUCUAAUUUAUACAAGCACAAGAGGUCAAGGACGCAUGCUCUACGAUCGCAAGGAGCAGAUGUGUCCGUUGCUAUUAACGAAGAGGAUUUAUCUGGAGGUUCCGAAAGUGAUACUUCAUCUACACCAACUUUUAUGUCGGAUCCUACCUCGGAUGCUUCUUUGAUACGCUUCCUUAAUACGAGGCCUAAUGAUUUUUCCUCCCCCGAGCUAGCUAGCGAUGGCAACACACAAAUCAGCUCAAAUUCUUAUAAUGACCAUAAAUCUAAAACAAUUUAUAAGCCCAAGUUCAGAGCAGCGUUAUAUCAGGGAAAUGAUGAUAAAGAUAAGAUAAAAAAGAGUAUUUCACACAAUGCUGAGUUUCUUACAGAACAUAUCUCUAAAAUUAUAUCAGAUAAUGAGGCCAUUGUUGAUGUUAUUGAAACCCCUUUACAAAAAAAAUAUGGUAAAAUUAAACAAAUUGCUGAGAGUAAGCAAUUCUCAACGGAAAUCGAUAUAAAAUCUGAAGUGACGCCUUUAAAUUUAACAAAAAACAGUUACGAAACAGAGAGCUUGAUAAGAAAAAGAUCGCAUUCGGAAAGUUUCGCACUGACUUCUGACGAUCACAAGCAUCCGUUGAAUCCAGAGGGAUCAAUAAUAAAGGAUCUUUUGCUAAAAACUAAAGCCAAUGGAUUGAACUCCACCAACAGCUUGACUGGUGAAUUGGUAGAUGGGCUAGGGCCACUAUAUGUGUGUUCACAAUGUCAAAUAGUAUACAGAAGUGCAGACAACUUAGAAAUUCAUAGAUCGUACUAUUGCAAAGGUGCACUUACAAAUAAUUGUAACAUUUCUAGUAAUGUCCCAAAAGAAGCAAAGUAUGUCAGACCAGAUAAUGGUUACGUGAGAAGUAAUUCCAUUAACGUCCGAUUGCCCGAAACAAGUGCGUCAUCAACUAAAGUGAAUUAUUUAAUGAAUUCACCUCCAAUAAAAAACAAGCCAGAUAAUCUUGUCAUAUUAAAAACGGAAUGUAGCGACGUGAUAGCACCGCUACCAUCACCAGGGCCGUUACUUGGUAACACAAGACUUGUUGAUAGCAGACUACCCUCAGAAUGUAAUAAAAAAACGGAGGGUUUGAAAUUGAAAACAAAAGAAUGUAGCCCCAAAAGAAGGUUUGACAGUAGAUCGGAAACUAAUAGUCCGAGGCUUAUAGAAAAUAUAUCUCCUCGUUCAGCUGAUUUGUACGUUCAUUCGAAAAUAAGGUGUGUUGAUAUUAGCUCUCCGUCAUUGAGAACUAUUGAAGAAAUAUCGCCACAUAUAAGACACAAUUCUACAUCGCUUCAAAUGUUCGGAGGUGAAGUUAAAAUAGUCGAUCAUUCUGGCAGCACUACCACUCUCCGAAUCGAACCUAGUAAAACACAGCUAUCACCGAUUCUAAUCCACCAAAACCUUUCGCCAUCUAAAUUUGGAAAUGACUCUGAAGCAAGUAGUGUCGUUGUAAGAUCGGGUCUUCAUUCCGGUGGUACUAUAGUGCAUAAUCCGCCAACACCGAAGGAAGCUAUUAAUAAUCAUCAAGUUCAAACUCCUAGAAUUGCGUCAUCAACCCCGAACGCUCAAAACACGAACGUGCACGUUCAUGAUAUUCCACAUUUCCAGUUCCCGCCGCUGAGUGCUAUAACAGCUUAUAAUCCAUUAACAUUGCCGCCUCUCAGUCCAUCUCCGUCACCAAACGGUGCAACUACUAUUAUGCACGGCGGCAAACUCAUACCUCAUGUUCCCGGGAUACCAGGACCUAAUAUACCUGGUUUAUUCAUGACAAAUAGCAAUUUGCAAAUGAAAAACAGUGAUAGCCAUAAAAGUGUCACGAAAACGACCUCAGAUAACAAUCAACAUUUAUUAACUCUUAAUGUAUCUACGGGAAAGAGUGUUAUAUCAAACUACGAUAGGAUUCCUAACAACUCGAGAAGUCCAAACAUCAGAUCGAUGAAUAUGGAAGUAGAACAUAACAUUAGUAAUAAAGAUACGGAUAUUCAAAAUAUGUCUUCAAUGCCAAUAAUUAAAAUAAAACACGUCGAUGAACCUAUAUUAAAGAAUUUCUCUUCUAGUUGUCUUCUGAAAUCGAUUAAGAGAAAUGCCGAUGGAGUACCCAAACAUCCUGUAUUAAAGGAAAAUACGAACACAUCAUUUAAUAAGACCAAAAACAAAGACUCUCACGUUCAUCCGUCUCAUAAAGUUAUCGAUAUAAAAGCUGAGAAUGAUAUAAAGAAUUUCAAUUUCGAAAACUUCAUCACUAAAGCCGAAAUAUACAAUAAUCAAAUACAAAAUAAAAUCGACAUCGAAAGAAACAGUAAUGUUUCGGAAACCUUUGUGACUUCAGUGCAAAAUGAAAGGUCAGAGACAUCUUAUUUUCAGAAGAGUUCAAUAUCAAAGUCUAAUUCUGAGGAGAGAAAACCGAAAUUUCUUAGACCAUCUACUCUACCUCUAAAGCCGGGCACGUUUACCCCAAAAAGACAUCACGGCAUAACGCCCAAUGCGAACACAAUGCCAUUGGUGUCACCAGAAACCCCACGCCCAGCAAAAGCAUACGGACAACUUUAUUUAAACGGAAAUGCAUAUACAUAUCUGGGUUUGAAAUGUUCAACAAAAGUAUUUUAUUGCACUAUCAAUCGUCCACAGCCCACAUACGUACCGAACCAGCAUUUCCUAUCCAUGUACAGUAACUGGCAGUUAUUAUCUGAGUUGACGCCAGACCCGCUGGGAUUGUCAGCCUCGUCUGCUAUGUCUCUAUAUGACUCACGUCACAGACCGCAGAGCUUGGCCGUUUCUGUAAUCAAACAGGAUCUCAUUCUGACUCAUUCAUCGCAAUGGAACAAAAAUUCGAAGGACGGCAAACAGGUGAUAACUUCUAUAGUCAAAAAAUCGGAGGAGAUAAAAAAUAUUUCCGAUAACACAGCUACAUCCAAGAAAGAAUUAACUGGUGGAUUUGAAAGUAACGAGGAAUAUACAUAUGUUCGCGGACGUGGCAGGGGACGAUAUGUUUGUUCAGAAUGUGGAAUAAGAUGCAAAAAACCAUCAAUGUUGAAAAAACAUAUCAGGACACACACUGACGUCCGACCGUAUACAUGCGUCCAUUGCGUUUUUAGUUUCAAGACGAAAGGGAACUUAACAAAACAUAUGAAAAGCAAGGCACAUUAUAAGAAGUGCUGUGAGCUAGGAAUAAAUCCAAAUGAAGGGAACGAUGCCGAAGGCUCUGAAAUGGCGCAGUGUUCCGGUGAAACUGAUGAUGAAACGGAUUCAGACGGUGAUGAGGGAAAUGAGGGUGAAACAGAAUCCAGUGAUACAGAGGUUUUUAAAUCUCGCUUGCCGGAACACGAGGCUGCUCACUGCUUGCUAUCUCUCGGCGGCAGUAGACCUGCCACCUCAGCCACUCCGGGCUUAAUAACUAGCGCUAGGCCUACAACGUACCCCUACACUCCUAUGUUAUUAGAAAAUACGUUAGAUGUUGAUCAAGAUAAAGUCGAGAGUGUAAGAACACCCUCUACUGAUUCUAGAAUAGAUACGGACAAUGAGCCCAUGGAUCUCAGUAAAAAUGAAUUAAGAACUCCAACGAGCGUGAUGGAAAUUCCCACUGAAAGAGAAUCUAGCGUCAUGGCCUGUUUGGCUUCCAAUACUGCGAAGCUUCCCCAUCAUCAAUCACAGUGGACCAACGGAGAGCCAAUGUUGCACACGUAUCUAACAGAAAGGGCACUUUUAGAUUCUAAGAUUAAACAGAGCCAAUUAACAUGUAAUUCUAAAAUAAGGAAGAUUGAUCUCGAAAAUUCUUUAUACCUUGAAAAAGAAACCGCUGAACAGGAAAUUUCGAAUCCAAGAAAUGUUCUUGAUACGAUUACAACAACAACAGCAUUUUCUAAAGAUGAGUCAGUUUCUAUUGAUAAUUCUCAGAAUUGUUUGAAUCUAACUAGUGAAUCCAGAGCUCGUACACCUAACAACUCCAAUCCAGAAAAUGCUAAACAUGUUGUGUCCGAGUAUUUAAAACAUGCUAGGAUAAAUCAUAUGAAAACUCUCGACGAUCCUAACCAUUUAGAUAUAUCCAGUGACGACAGCAACAGUGGCAAAGUUAACAUAGAAGAAAAGACUAAGGUAGAUGAGGUCUCAGACUGUGAUGGAAUGAAAUUAUCUUCUUCAGAAUACGAUCCUGUAGCUUCCAAAGUAGUGAUCGGAGUCGGGGGAGUAUUUAAAGUGACCAAAGGGAAAGAGUUUGACGGAUCGGCUUCUUACUCGCCAGGAAAACUCAUGGAAGAUGGACGUAGAGUUUGUGAUUUCUGCAACAAAACAUUUACAAAACCUUCACAGUUAAGGUUGCAUCUAAACAUACACUACAUGGAGAGGCCGUUCAGAUGUAGUGUUUGUGCUGUUAGUUUUCGUACCAGAGGUCAUCUGCAAAAGCAUGAGCGUUCUGGGUCCCAUCACAAUAAAGUGUCAAUGACCUCAACUUUCGGGGCAGCGACAUCGUGUAAUCCUCGACCUUUUCGUUGUUCAGAUUGUAAUAUAGCAUUCCGAAUACACGGACAUCUCGCCAAACAUCUCAGAAGCAAGAUGCAUGUGAUGCGUUUGGAGUGCUUAUUCAAAUUACCGUUUGGAACGUUUACGGAAAUAGAACGUGCUGGUCUCAGUCUAACAGAUAUAGAUACGACAGAUUGUGCCAGUUCCUUGGCUAGUUUGCAAUCUCUCGCCAGAAAAUUACAUGAAAAGGACCCAUCGAAACUUGAGUACCGAGAGCCAAGUGGGGCAGCGCUUAACCUACCUGCAGGGAGGGAGUCUUCUGAAGACGAAGAUGCUUUAGUUUAUUUAGAAAAGACCUGUGACAGUUUAAAAGAUAGUGAGAUAAAAACGAUUGAAAACAGUGACUGUCAAGAAACAGAAACUCGAGUUAAUUAUAGUGCCACAGAUAAUUAGUGCCAAAAUUAUUUUAAGUAGAUUAUUUUAAUGUGCAAUUUUUGUUUAUUUUUUAAUUUAAGGUGAAAUUAUUAAUCAUACUGGGGUUUAACUCAGCUACGUGUGAAAACAAAAUGAUGCGCUUUAAUUAUAUACAUAUUUGUAUUUUUUAUAUAUAAUUCUGGGAAGUAUCAUGUAAAUAUCUCAAAUUGAACUAAUUUUAAUAUUGUUAUAUUUGCUUCCAGUAUAAGGCUUACAUAUUGUUACACAUAAAUCUAAAUAGGAUAUAUAGUUAUGUGGAUAGUUGUUAUUCUUGAAUUUGAGAAACUGAUUUGUUUUUAAUUGGAUAUUUAAAUAUUAAUGUAUAGUACUGUGAGGUCCACAAUCUAUGUGAAGAAUUAAGAGAAAAAAAAAAUGCUUGAAAUAUCAAUGAAACAUAUUACACUAAAAAAAAGUAGUACAGUAGUUACUUAUGAGUCUUUGUAUGUAUUUUUAUAAAAUAUAUACCACAAUGUAUUUACACUGAACAACUUCUACUUCCAAAAUACUUUAAUGUAUCUUUUAAUGUAAUUGGCAUAUCAACUUCCAUAAACGAAAUUAGGUAAAGAUGUUUCGAAGUCUUCCAUAUCGAAAAAAAUAGUUCUUGUGCUAGAAAUUUGUUUUAUACUAGUUGUUUUACAUUUGGGUAAAUAUUUGACUUGAGACAUUUUAAAUCUUUUUCAAGCCUUAUUGAGCCCAAAUUCUAAAUAAAAAUGAUUUUAUAUGACAAAAUUUGUAUUUUGCAAGAUUAUAAAGUAUUCUCUACAUUAAUCUUUAUGUAUAAGAUAGGGAAUGUAAUUUGAUUGAUAUACAAAUAUUUAUAUAUUUUUGAAAAGUGCUAAAGUUUUUUUUGUUUUUUUUUCGGCUUAAAUUUCUAUUAUAUGUUUAACAAACAUUCAUAUGGGACGGUAAAUUUUUUAGAUACUAAGUAUCAAUAAAGAUUUUAAUUUCUUUAGUAAGACUAUUGAUGAUAAAUAUACUCAACUCAUAACUAGUGACAUAUUUAUAAAUGUAUAUUGUAUUAUUAGGUAUAAAUCAAUACAAACAUGUCAAAUAUUUGCCCAUUUAUUGAUUAUACAUGCAUUAUAAUAUGAAUGGAUAUUUUUUAUUGGUAAGAUUAAACUAAAUGUAAACCUUUAAA
This is a messenger RNA of Danaus plexippus (monarch butterfly), 7087 nucleotides long. RefSeq lists its product as uncharacterized. NCBI's taxonomy places the organism in Eukaryota, Metazoa, Arthropoda, Insecta, Lepidoptera, Nymphalidae. Gene Ontology annotation, cellular component: nucleus. Gene Ontology annotation, molecular function: DNA-binding transcription factor activity, RNA polymerase II-specific; RNA polymerase II cis-regulatory region sequence-specific DNA binding; zinc ion binding. Gene Ontology annotation, biological process: regulation of transcription by RNA polymerase II. The record is from RefSeq and is a predicted model, not a curated record.